AGCACAAAUUGCAAAAACCAAGCCAGAAGAAUCAAAUGGAGUUCUCUAUGAAACCUUCAACUCUAAAGAUGAUUCGGACAAGUUUUUGUAUAUUAGUAGUUUUGGCUAUUAGUAGUUUUUCGACGAUGGAAUCUCGGGAUCUAGGCAGCAAAGGACAAGCAAAUAUUGAGUAUAUGGCGUUGAAUUGUCGAAAACAUAGCGCUGUUUUGACGGAAUUUGGAGCAGUUGGUGAUGGAAAGACCUCGAACACGAAAGCGUUUAAAGAAGCCAUUACCAAGCUUGCUCCAAAGGCAGCCGAUGGCGGGGUGCAACUCAUUGUUCCACCAGGUAAAUGGCUAACCGGAAGUUUCAACCUCACCAGCCAUUUUACUUUGUUCAUCCAAAAAGGUGCAACUAUUCUUGCCUCUCAGGAUGAAUCUGAAUAUCCAGUGGUUGCACCUUUGCCAUCAUACGGUCAAGGACGAGAUGCAGCAGGACCAACAUUUGCUAGUUUGAUCUCUGGCACAAACCUAACUGAUGUUGUUAUCACCGGUAACAAUGGAACGAUCAACGGGCAAGGGAAAUACUGGUGGGUGAAGUAUCGGAGUGGUGGAUUUAAGUCGAUCACAAGACCUUACACAAUCGAAAUCAUAUCCUCUAAAGACGUUCAGAUCUCAAACAUUACGAUCAUCGAUUCGCCUGCAUGGAACAUUCAUCCCGUGUAUUGCAACAACGUUAUUGUCAAAGGCGUUACCAUUCUUGCUCCUAUUGAUUCUCCUAAUACCGAUGGUAUCAACCCCGAUUCAUGCACCAACACUUUGAUAGAAGACUGUUAUGUAGUCUCCGGAGACGAUUGCAUUGCUGUGAAGAGCGGUUGGGAUCAGUUUGGUAUCAAAGUCGGCAUGCCAACGCAGCAAUUGUCGAUCAGAAGGCUCACAUGCAUAUCUCCCGACAGCGCGGGAAUAGCACUCGGGAGUGAAAUGUCCGGUGGAAUCAAAGACGUUAGAAUCGAAGACAUUACAUUACUCCAGACACAAUCCGCUAUCCGAAUCAAAACCGCGGUUGGUCGUGGUGGUUACGUCAAAGACAUUUUCACAAGAAGGUUUACGAUGAAAACCAUGAAGUACAUUUUCUGGAUGAGUGGUGCAUACAACCAACACCCUGUUUCAGGGUUCAAUCCCAAGGCUAUGCCUCAGAUUACAAACAUUAACUACCGUGACAUGACCGCAGAUAAUGUCACUCAACCCGCAAGGCUAGACGGGUUAAAGAACGAUCCUUUCACAAAGAUAUGUAUGUCGAAUAUAAAAAUUGCUUUGGCUCCUGAGCCAAAGAAGUUGUUGUGGAAUUGUACGGACAUUUCCGGGGUUUCGAGUAAGGUGACGCCCAAGCCGUGUAGCUUGUUGCCGGAGAAUGGAGCUCCAGUUGACUGUGCUUUUCCGGUUGAUAAGAUUCCUAUUGAAUCUGUUGUCCUGAACAAAUGCUCUGCUUAGAGAUUGUUCCUGAGAUAUUACUUAUUUGCUUAUAAAUGUAUACAUUGUCUUGUAACAAUGAAGUGUAUUAAUUUCCUUAGAUAACAAUGUCGUCCCAGCCUUUAUUGUAUAAAGCUGAGGUACAUGCAAUAUUGGUUUUAAUAUAAAUACAAAG
Molecule: messenger RNA, 1623 nt
Organism: Capsella rubella
Lineage: Eukaryota; Viridiplantae; Streptophyta; Magnoliopsida; Brassicales; Brassicaceae
Product: probable polygalacturonase
Exons: 5
Coding region: 36-1469 (477 amino acids)
Biological process (GO): carbohydrate metabolic process
Molecular function (GO): polygalacturonase activity
Source: RefSeq, a predicted model, not a curated record